UUUGCUUUGAACCAGAAAAAGAGAGAGAGAGAUUAGAAAGGUACAAAGUUCCCAGAUUCGGAGUCGUUUGCACAUAAAUGUCUUUAACACCCUGAAAACUCCGAGCUGAUUAAUUCUCCAGUCUCACUGCUGAUACUGCUGAGUCAGAUGAGACUGGUGUGUAGUUCGUGGCGCAGUUUGAGGAGACUUAGUCAUGUGUUUUGUGUAGGCUCAGGCACACGCACCCUCACCUCAGCCAGCAUGCGCCUGGUCCAGUUUUGCAGAAGGGGAGCCGAGGGAGGCGUGAGGGUCGGUGUGGAGAGAGACAGCGGCGUGGUCGACCUGAAGGCGUUUGAUCAGUCCGUGCCGUCCACCAUGAGGGAGUUCUUGGAACUGGGAGAGAAGGGCAUUGAGUGCGCUCAGAGAGCCGUGUCCAGUGGCAAGUGUGUGCUCCCUCACUCCGAUAUCCAGCUCCUGUCUCCGGUCACCGGCCCGGACAAGGUGGUGUGUGUGGGUAUGAACUACAGAGACCACUGCCUGGAGCAGAACGCCCCAAUCCCUACCGAGCCCAUCAUCUUCAGCAAGUUCCCCUCCUCCAUCACGGGUCCCUACGACGACAUCCACCUGCCAGACGAGAGCCAGGAGGUGGACUGGGAAGUGGAGCUUGCAUUUGUGAUUGGAAAAAAAGGAAAACACAUAAAGGAGGAAGACGCUCUCAGUCACGUCGCUGGCUUCACCGUAGCCAAUGACGUCAGCGCUCGUGACUGGCAGAUGAAGAAGAACGGCAAACAGUGGCUUCUGGGAAAAACCUUUGACACUUUCUGUCCACUAGGGCCUGCCCUUGUUACCACAGGAACGCUGAAGGACGUCCACAGUCUGGGGAUCCGUUGCCUGGUUAACGGUGAUGUGGUCCAGGAGAGCAACACCAAUCAGUUAAUCUUUAAGACGGAGAAGCUGGUGGCGUGGGUCUCGCAGUUUGUGACUCUCUUCCCGGGCGACGUGUUUCUAACAGGCACGCCUCCAGGAGUGGGCGUGUUCAGGAAACCUCCUGUCUUUCUAAAAAAAGGAGACGUCGUGGAGUGUCAGGUCGAGGAGAUCGGGUCCAUCCGAAACAAAGUGGUGUGACUCCAACACGGCCGACCGACUUGAUCCGAGCUACGUAGAUUCUGACGAUUAUGAUGAAAA
Messenger RNA from Clarias gariepinus (North African catfish), 1164 nucleotides. RefSeq names its product fumarylacetoacetate hydrolase domain containing 2A (gene fahd2a). Gene Ontology annotation, molecular function: hydro-lyase activity. Lineage: Eukaryota; Metazoa; Chordata; Actinopteri; Siluriformes; Clariidae. The transcript is spliced from 8 exons. The coding region runs from base 148 to 1104 and encodes 318 amino acids. The record is from RefSeq and is a predicted model, not a curated record.